Molecule: messenger RNA, 2598 nt
Organism: Saxophila tyrrhenica
Lineage: Eukaryota; Fungi; Ascomycota; Dothideomycetes; Mycosphaerellales; Extremaceae
Exons: 5
Coding region: 1-2598 (865 amino acids)
Source: RefSeq, a predicted model, not a curated record
AUGUCUUCGCCUUCGCUCUUAUCUACCCUUUCCGCGUCGCGUCCCCUGCCCAUUGCUCGCACGCCUUCGCACUCGUCAUCGCCUUCGCCGGAACUUACGACGACGUCUUCGUCUUCGCCGAGCCUGUACGUCACGUUCAAGGUGCUGAGACUGUUGGAUACGUUUCGCACGCGGGUGCGGAAGCGUGUGAGGUCCGAUCGCAGGGUCAAGAAAGCUACGUCCAAGAGGACUACCAAAGCGUUCUGCCAGGGCCUGGAACGGCAGGCGUUUGAGGAGAUUGACAGGUAUCUGGGUCGCAAGACUACUGAGCGGUCGCGGAAGCGUUCGUAUCCCGCCAACGAGGGCGGAGAGAAGCUGGGGGAAGGGAAGCGUGCUACUGUUGUCACUGCUGGGGAGCAGGACCAGGACCCAUUGUCAUCGAGCGUUCAAUGGUUGCUCGACGAGCUUGAACGAUCAGCCAACUCGGAGUCAAGGUCGUUGAUCGCCGUUGCAAAGGACCACCAACUGUUCCUCACACGCAAGGCAGACCUCCACAUCGAGCGACCGUCCUUGAAAGACGUGAUACAGCUGCUGGUUGUCGUGAAGGACUUACUCUCUACUCUCCGUCGUCCAACGCGAUCCCGUGCCGGCGUCAAGACACUCGUCGAAGGCAACGAGCUUCUCGACCUCACCCUCGACGAAACCGUCAAUGCCAACCUCGAGCACCUCCUCCUCUGCCUGAAAGACCAGCUGAUCCGUCUACUCGUCUCCAAGCUCGUCGACCUCGUCCAGAAGCAACUGGUGGAAUGUCAGCGAGACCAGAAUCGACACUGUGAGAACUGGUUCUUUGAGUUCCCAGACAGUCGACAUCCGCUGAGCACCACAUGGCCUUGGAGUAUCCGACCGUCGCUUGCUGUACUCUGGGGCGUGUGUUGGAUGUUCUAUGACUUCUCCGAGCAGUACGAUUUCCCGGAAGCGCUCAGUCCAGCGGCCCUGGCACAGAUCGGAUCGGUGCUACAGCAUUUCAACCGGCAGCAGCAGCAAUCACCUCAAAGCAACUACUGCCAUCUAGCUCAAGUGAAUUUGCAGCCGGCCGUUGAUCCCCGCUCGCCACGUUCCACGCCAACGUCUCAUUCGCUCUUCCCAAACAUGGCUCAGCCACAGCACCAUCGCGGCCUGAACGUCCCCUUCACGUCUGCGGGUCCACCUGACCAGGCUGCACAUGCCUCGGCGCACCGCGUGACCGCAUAUAACUCGUACUCUGCUGCGCCUCCCGCUAGCGCCCACCCCUACUUGCAGCAGCACCACCAGAACCUGCAAACCUUAGUGCUGCCUGAGGAAAAUCUCGCCUCCCAUCAUCUAUCGGGCUCCAACUUCCCAGACAGCACAUACGCAGCUGACAUUGAGCAAUGGGAGCCAGAGGCGACUCCUGGGCAGCAAUUCGUUGACGCCAGCUGGCAGCAAUUCCAGGCGCAAGAUUUGCCACCGCACUCGCGCAACUUUGCUCCCCCAGGCAUAAGACUCAUCACCGACCCAGGAAUCCUUCCGGCUCUACAUCAGCAGCCUCAGGCCUACCACAAUUCUACGUCUGUUUCAUCGGCCUCUACACUCCCCUUACGAGAAUCGCCAUACAAUCGCUACGGCCCUAAUCUGAGCCCGCUGGACGCACAGUAUCCGCAUAUGCAUCCACCGGACGAGAAGAUGCAGAAUACGCCACCUCGGAGUCCACACGCGAUUGAGGCAGCGAGUAUGGGCGAGCAGCUUUCACGAAAACGAUCUCAUGAACAAAUGGCAGCCGAAAGCAUGCGAUAUGUUGCCGCACCUGUGAACAUGGCCGUGCAACCGAACCUGGAUGGUCAAAGUCGCGCUGGGUCGGUUUCGUCGCAAGUGGAUCUGUCGCCUCCUAUCAAGAACAUCGCCAUCAAGCGUGGCAACCCUCCUACGAAUGCGCAAGGAAAAUUCGCAUGCGAUUACUCGGAAGAAUGCGCCGGUCUGAUCUUUGACCGGAAGUGUGAAUGGAGCAAACACAUGGACAAGCACGACCGCCCCUAUCGCUGUCCUCACGAAGAGUGCGCAAAACUCCAAGGCUUCACUUACUCCGGCGGCCUCCUGCGUCACGAACGGGAGGUGCACAACAAACACGGCGGCCCCAAAUCCAAACUCGUCUGCCCACACGUGGACUGCAAACGCCACACCGGCAAGGGUUUUACCCGCAAGGAGAACCUCAACGAGCACGUCCGGCGCGUGCACGAGAACAAGGAGAACCAGUCGCAAUCCCAAGGUCCCUCGCAAAUCAAACGCGACGACAACAUCAUGCCGCAUCCGGUGGAGAACGUCGAAACGCCAUAUUACACACAAAUCGACCCCGAGGACCCGGAUUCGCCCGCGCAGAAGCGGAGGAAGUACCCGCAGACGCAGGGCAUGAGCGAUCGCAGCGCCUCGGAGGGGGUGGACGAUCUACGGUAUCAGGUUCUGAGGCACGAGAAUCAGCGGUUAGAGGAGCAGAAUCGGCAUAAAGAUGAUAUGAUGCAGCAGAUGCGGUCGGAGCUGGAGAAUUUGCGGCAGAGUGUCGUGUUCUUGCAGCAGCAGGUUCAGGCGCAGGGGCAGGGGCAGGUUUAA